Molecule: messenger RNA, 1460 nt
Organism: Somion occarium
Lineage: Eukaryota; Fungi; Basidiomycota; Agaricomycetes; Polyporales; Cerrenaceae
Source: the annotation of a GenBank genome assembly
AUGGCCCGAGGGAUACCCGAAGGACUCGCUGUACGAAUUACUCAUGCCCUAGCGCGCAAGCACAUGAGACCUUACCAUGAGGAUACAAAAUCCCCAUUACAACGUCUUGCCCACUCCAUUUUUAGAGCCGGAACGCCGGCAUUCUAUCCAUCCUUGAUAUUCUGACUCAGAUAGUGGACGUUCAAUGCGCGAUGGUCGAGUAGGCUUGUAACGAACGAGUCCCAACUGCUGCGUAAGCAGUUGGAAUAGGGUCACGGGGACGAGCUCGGAGAAGGUCCUUGGGGAAAUAUAUAAGAUGGUCCUGAUGAGAUUCGCCUCAUUCUCAGCUCGCAGCACUUGGACACCUCUAGCGUAUCAUCAUGUCGACACCAAUCAAGAAGAUGCCUUAUGUUCAGCUGGGGAAGUCCGGCCUGAAAGUCUCCAAGAUUAUCUUGGGCUGCGGGUCGUAUGGAUCUUCACAAUGGGCUGACUGGGUCAUCGAGGAUGAGCAGGAAGCAUUCAAGCAUAUCAAGUUCGCGUACGACCACGGAAUCCAAACCUUCGAUACCGCGGAUAUGUAUUCAAACGGUCAGUCCGAGAUCAUACUCGGAAAAGCUAUCAGAGAGCUCCAGCUCCCUCGAGAUGAGCUCGUUAUCAUGACGAAAGUGUUCUUCCCCGUUGGUAAGAAUCACACUACUGGCUUGAACCCGGACGAAAUCGGCUUGGUAAACCAAUAUGGCUUGAGCCGCAAGGUCCGCUGCUUCUCAGUUUCGUCCUUUCUGGAACGUCUUCAACUGGAUUAUGUCGAAGUUCUGCAGUGGAAGUUUGACCUUAAUACUCCUAUUGAGGAGACGAUGCAAGCUCUUCAUGAUGUCGUCAAAACUGGGUAUGCUCGCUACAUCGGCAUGAGUUCUUGCUAUGCGUACCAAUUUCACGCCAUGCAGAAUUAUGCCAUCUCGCACAAUCUGACACCUUUUAUCUCAAUGCAGAACCAUUAUAAUCUGGUAUACCGCGAGGAAGAGCGUGAGAUGUUCCCAACGCUCAAGCUGUUUGGCGUCGGCGCCAUUCCUUGGUCGCCUCUCGCACGUGGAUUCCUCACUCGUCCUUUGAGCGUAUCCACGAAACGAUCUGAAACUGAUAAGUACGCACAGCAGUUGUCUACAAUUAGAGAUCUUGACGGUCCCAGCGUGGAUACUCAGGACAUUGUAAACAGGGUUGAGGAAUUGGCAAAGAAGAAAGGCGUCACCAUGGCCCAGAUCGGUACCGCCUGGAUUUUGGCGAAAGACGGUGUGACCGCUCCAAUAGUCGGCUCAACCAAUUUAAAGAACUUGGAGGAUCUGGUCGCUGCUGUUCAUAUUUCGCUUUCCGAGGACAAGUUCUUGGAAGAAGCAUACAAGCCUUCUGCUGUUCUUGGUCACACCUAGAAGGGUGCGCACAGUGGAUACCGGUAGAAAUGUUCUCGUGGUUUUUAUCUUCGAAGA